This is a messenger RNA of Orbilia oligospora ATCC 24927, 2850 nucleotides long. RefSeq lists its product as uncharacterized. The transcript is spliced from 4 exons. Lineage: Eukaryota; Fungi; Ascomycota; Orbiliomycetes; Orbiliales; Orbiliaceae. The coding region runs from base 1 to 2850 and encodes 949 amino acids. Gene Ontology annotation, molecular function: zinc ion binding; nucleic acid binding. The record is from RefSeq and is a predicted model, not a curated record.
AUGGCUUCCGGAGCUGGUCCACAAAAUCAGAGCGACCUUCCUCCGGUAAUGAAAAGGUCACAUCACAUAAGAAGCCAGCGAGAGCGCUGGUCUGCUGAUCUCCCAUUCCCGGCAUCGAUGCCAACUGCACGACCCGAUGAUGCUCUUCCUCAACCUCACCCACCCAAGAAACGGGUUUGUUUGGCUCCCAGCAAUUCCACCCAUCUUCCGUCAUCGGAAAAUUCGUUCCUACAAGCCUCUCGUCAAAAUUCUACAAGGCGAGUUCCGAGGCCAUCCAGCACGGCCAGGGCCCCAAACCACAAUCCCUCCUCGGCACCACCCAAAGAUCAUGCUACCGCCAGGCAGCUAAAUAUUAGAGACAUUCUCGCCCAGCUAGAGGAAUCCUACCAAAAUCGAGGGGGCUCAACCAUGUCCCAGGAUCGUGCCGGAGCUCGUAUCCACGAAAUCGCACCCAAUAUUUCUAACCGUAAAGAAGCUCCUAAACCCGAUACAAAGAUCCGCCAACUAGGGAGGCAUUUUUGGUCAUCGAGCAAAGGUCCACGGGCUGAGGAGCCCACCCGUAUGGGGCCAUACCUCCAUAUAGGCGGCCCGUCAACCAUGGAAUCCAAAUGCAAAAGCACCAAUCAAUUGGACUACCACGCCUACCGUCAGGCUACAAAACCAGCCAAGAUAUUUACUUACUGCGAAAAGUGCAAAGGGGUAGUCCCAAAUUGCCCUUUGUGUGGACUCCUGGCAAUGUUAGGGAGACCAGCUGUAAAGCGUCCAAGUCCUGAGGAAAUGAUCCGCGAAAACGCACAAUACUAUUCGAAGUUAUUCAAAUUCAACGAACAAUCAAAGGUCCCGCCUAAGCCCCCGAAGAAAAGAAGGGAGCCAGUACAGCCUACAGCCUCUCGACUCUCCCUAUAUCCUGAUGGGAAGCGACCUGAUUGGGACACACUCCCCGAAAAGGGGCCCGAAUAUUCCACUUGGGAUACUAAUGACACCCCAACCCAGACAUCUCUAUGGGAUCAGCCUAUAGCAAUGCCACCGGAACCGAUUCCCGAUGCCCACCAAGCGAAGAAACCAUUGCUAGCCGCGCAGCGUCCGAGGGAUAAAAUAUCUGAACCAUUUUUACGCCAACGACCGGAAAGCAAUACAGGUAAGGUUGUUUGCUUCAGAUGUUGGAAUUAUGGACACAUUUCAAAAAAUUGCCCAGAGAGCUACGCUACUGAUGUUGAAGAGCAAGAAAUUCGACGCGUGCUAAAACCGUUCCCUCUGGUACCUGGUUGGGAAACAAUUUUGCGGAGUAACGAAUUGGACCCCAUGACCGUCGAAGAAGCGCUGCGAAUACAGACACUCCGGGAGCCCAAGAUGUUGCCGAACAGCCAAACCUUUGGGGGGGAGCAGGAGCUCAUUACCAAUGGCACUGCACAACCACCUGCUCCGCUGAAAACCCAUGCGCAAGCCGACAUUCCUAACUGCAAGAAUGCUGUCGCAUUGGUCGUCACAGCGACGUCUCAAGUUGAGAAUGAGUUGACGAACACCUCAUUAGACUUUAGUUCAGGGUCCGAAAGCUUCAAUAUCAUAGAAGUUGAGAAUAUUUCUGAAUCACCAACACCUAGUUCUUCGUCGGAUAUCCCUAGUAACUCGUUUUUUAAACCGGAUAAUGCACGGUACAAACCAGUUGGCAAAGGGCCUCGGGAACAAAAUAUGAUCAAACUAUCACCAAUUGGGAAGAUCCCAAAUGAAAUAAUUUCGACUAUCAUUCGGAUGGUGCUUGAAGAUGAAGACGUUGUCACCGGAAAGUCUAUUUCAACCGUCUAUGAUGAAGAGUCCUCGCUUCAGAACCGAAACCUUCAACUGGAUUCUAUCCGCAAGAUUAAUACCCUGUGGAGAUCUCUAUGUCAAGCGGAAUUAUAUCGAUCCGUUCCAAUGACCUCUCUUCGAACUUUGAGGCGGUUCGCUGAGUGCGUGGCUCACUACCCUGAAUUAUCGGGGUUUGUGAGGGAAAUCAAAAUUUAUAUUCCUUUUACGUCGGUUGAUGGAUGGACGCCUUCGGGUAUCCCGCGAGGGAAUGAUGAAAGAUACACAACCUCCACUUCGGCCAAGUGUUUGAGCUUAAUAAUUGCGGCCUGUCCAAAUCUUUCACGCCUUGAUGCUAGUUUCGCAGGCGUCUUGCAGUCCCUCUCUUAUCUAACUAAAGCUCACAACGCAAUUACCCACCUCUCCCUUGAUGAUUGGCUCCCAAGGAAAAACGAUUUGAGGAACCUGGGAAAAUCCGUUAACCGUUUCCCUAACUUACAGCUUCUCCAACUGGAAACCAGCCACGAGCCUUCAGCCGAAUGGAAAAAAAUUUCUACCGGUCCCAAAGAUUUCCUAACCAGGGGAACCCUACUUACGUCGAUCACCUUCAAAGAUUUUCCUAUACACGACGAGUUCCUCGAAAGGGCUCUGCCAAAUUUCCCGUUACUUCGAACCCUGCAAAUUGAACGCUGCUCUGGUGUCUCCCAGAAAGGCUUAGCAAAAGCUUUAAUGGGUCUUGAAGAUCCUCGUCUUACUACUCUUGCAUUUAUCGGAUCAAAAGCGAAGGCCACCGAAUGUCACAUCGAUGGUGACCCCCACCUAUGCGAAGCAAUCGCCUCCAAACUUGGAUCGUGCCUCAUCAACCUGAAACUUAGUUCCAUCCCAGUCUGCGAGAAUCUUGGAUCUAGUGUUUCUAACUGGAGCCAACUUGAAAAAUUGGUCAUCGAAGGAGCGGAAUUUCAAGGCUGUAGGUUAGAUACAACCGAAGCUGAUGUUCAAGAAGCGAUGGCUGUUUCCGGUAUCUUCAACCUACGGAUCGACUCCUUUGUCUUCUUUGGUGAACGAUGA